AUGCAGGUAGCGCAUAGGUUCCUUGCCUAUCCUAGUCUCUUGGCCGCACUUGAGCAUACAGCCAACAACACCAAAGAGUCCAUUCUGGUCUACCCGUUGCACGACAUUACAAACCCCGAGAGUGCCCACCGGGUGAGCUACAGGCAGCUCUUGCAGACGGCCAAAAGCCACGCCAGAUCACUCCGGGCCAAAAUCGAGUCCCUGGGCGGGACCAUCCCCCAAGUCACCGACGGUUCUCCGCAGCCCAUUGUGGUGAUCCACUUUGAGCAUGUCCUCGAUACUAUCGAAUGGUACUGGGCAGUGCUCCUCUGGGGCGGCAUCCCCGCCAUAACGAGCCCGGGGUUUCUGGGUCACGACCAGGCGGAUGCCGACGCGCAGCUGGCUCACCUCGGGGCAACGCUCGGUGCUUCCCGGUGCUUCUGCCUCACGCGACGUGCCUUGAUGGGACCAUAUCUGGGACAGAGGGGGUCUCAAAAGUUGAGGGCGGUUGCAGUAGAAGAUUUGCUGUCGGACAGUGAUGGCAAAACCGAAGAGAGUGGGAGUGGUUAUCAUACAUGGCGUGAUAAUGCCGACCACCUUGAGGGGCAGCACGACCCAGACGCAAUCGCAGCCAUCAUGUUUACAUCCGGAAGCAGCGGCAACGCAAAAGCUGUCCCCAUCACCCACCAACAGAUACUGACAGCCUGCGCUGGCAAGGACGAAAGCGCCCAACUGAAAUUCCCCGACAGUCCGUUCCUUUCCUGGGUGAACAUGGACCACGUCGCCAACCUGGUACACUGCCACCUGUUUGCCAUCAUCGCGGGUGUGUCUCAGGUCCACGUGCACGCCGCCGACGUCACUGCCGACCCAGUGCAGUUCCUCAACAUCCUCAGCAGGCACCGUGUAUCGCGGACGUUUGCGCCCAAUUUCCUCCUCGCCAAGCUGCGGCGGCUCGUCGAGGCCGGCCGGGCGCCGCAUCUCGACCCGGACCUCAAUCUCGAGGCGCUAUAUCUAGACACGGGCGGUGAGGCAAACGUCGUCGAGGUAUGCGUGGCGGUGCAGGAGAUACUGAGCAGAUAUGGAGCGCCGGACAACGUGAUCAAUCCGUCGUUUGGCAUGACCGAGACGUGCGCUGGUUGCAUUUUCAACAGCAGCUGUCCCGGCUACGACGUCGGACAGGGGUUGGAAUUUGCAUCGCUGGGGAGGCCGAUGCCAGGGGUGUUGGUGCGCAUCGCCGCUAUGGACACAGAUGACGGCAAUGGCAACAGCAACAUGGCCACAUCAACAUCAAGUGUCGUCACCGCAGGUCCAGGCGAGAGAGGCCAUCUCGAGGUGACGGGCCCGGUCCUGUUUAAAGGCUACUUUGGCAACCCUGAAGCAACCAAGGCGGCCUUUACCAGCGACGGCUGGUUCCGCACCGGCGACUUGGCAUACCUCGACGAGGCCGGCAGCCUGCACCUCAAGGGGCGCACCAAGGAGCUCAUCAACAUCAACGGCGUCAAGUACCUGCCCUACGAGCUUGAUUCUGCCCUGGAUCAGGCAGAGAUCCCCGGCGCAACUCCAGCCCACUUCUGCUGCUUCAGCACCCGAGACCCCGGCAUGGACACUGAGGCCGUAGUGGUGCUCUACCAACCUUGCACCCACCCCGGCUUUGUCGACGACGAAGACGCGGCUCUGUUCGACACCCAAGAACGCAUCGGAGAGGUGAUUGCGCUGCGCACGCGCUCGCGGCCGCGCGUGGUCGGUCUCGAUGCAGUGCUGAUGCAAAAGUCAACGCUGGCCAAGCUGUCGCGGGCCAAGCUGCAGUCCGCGUUUGAGCGCGGCGAGUUUGCGGCGCAGCGGAGCAGGCACGAGGCGGCGGUGCGGCGGUACCGGCUCAAGAUGCGCGGGGAGCCGGCCGACGACCGCGAGGAGGCGCUUCUGGAGCUGAUCCGCGAACAGCUGGAACUGCGCCCCGAGGACGACUUUGCCGUCAACGACUCGAUCCUCUCGUACGGCGCCACCUCGAUGGACCUGAUGGCGCUCAAGUUCCGCAUUAACAACGACCGGUCCGGCAGGCUGGGCCUCGUCCGCCGCGUCGAGCUGCUGGACCUGAUCCGCAACCCGACGGCCCGCGGCCUGGCCACCCGCAUUCAGACCCUGGCCGCCGAUGCCGACAAGAGAGACGGUAGCACCAGCAGCAGCAGCAGCUACGACCCGGUGGUGGUGUUGCAGCCGCGCGGGUCCAAGCCGCCGCUGUGGAUGGUACACCCUGGCGUGGGCGAGGUGCUGGUGUUUGUGGCGUUGGCCAGACACCUCACGGACCGGCCGCUGUACGCGUUCCGGGCGCGCGGCUUCGAGCCCGGCGAGAAACCCUUUGGCAGCCUGGAGGAGUUGGUGCGGGUAUACCAUGGCGCGGUCAAGGCGCGGCAGCCACGCGGGCCCUACGCGAUAGCCGGGUAUUCGUUCGGCGGCAUGGUGGCGUUCGAGGUGGCCAAGGUGCUCGAGGCGGGCGGCGACGAGGUCCGCGUGUGCGCGCCCUUCAACCUGCCACCGCACAUCAAGUGGCGCAUGCGGGAGCUGGUGUGGGACGAGUGCGUGAUGCACCUGUUUUACUUUGUCGAGCUCAUGACCGAGGAGGGCAUCUACGCCCACAAGGAGGCCAUCUGCCAGCGGGCGUACUCCGACAGCCCCGGCGGGAGGCUCGAGGCCAUCCGCUACAUCAAGCCGUACUGCGACCAGGCGCGGUGGAAGGAUCUGGGGCUUAGCGAGAAGGACUACUUGCACUGGGUUAAUAUCGCGUCCAGCAUGCAGGCCUUGGCCGUCGACUACGAGCCGUCGGGCAGCGUGCGGAGCAUGGACUUGUUUGUGGCCGAUCCGCUCAGCCACGUCGCCAAGAACCGGGAAGAUUGGAUCAACGGCAGGUUGUCGGCGUGGAAGGACUUUGUGAAGGGGGGCGACGUGAGGUUUCAUAACGUCGACGGUGCCCAUUACACCAUGUUGAACCCAAAGUUUGUUAAUGUCUCGUCUUUUGCCGAAAAGCUGAGGAGUGUUUUGGCGGAAAGAGGAAUGUGA
Messenger RNA from Pyricularia grisea, 3033 nucleotides. RefSeq lists its product as uncharacterized. The transcript has 2 exons. Gene Ontology annotation, molecular function: CoA-ligase activity. The record is from RefSeq and is a predicted model, not a curated record. Gene Ontology annotation, biological process: biosynthetic process; secondary metabolic process. Lineage: Eukaryota; Fungi; Ascomycota; Sordariomycetes; Magnaporthales; Pyriculariaceae. Bases 1 to 3033 code for a protein of 1010 amino acids.